AUGGAGAAGAUGGAAAGAGAAGCUCUUGAUUUCAUGAAUGUAGAGUCCUUCUCUCAACUUCCUAUUACCCGACCCGUUAACGAAAAGCCUAUUAGGCUUUUCGGUAAAGAAUUUGGUGGUGGUGGUGGUGAUAGUACUAAUCUAACCACCACGGCCACCAACAUGUCUGAAUCUAUCGACAAUAAUCCUUUUCAUGAUGAACCUGAAACAAAUACGGUGAAUCUUGCAAAUUGUGCUGUUAAAGAAAUUCAUAUUGACAAGAAUGUUGAAAUCAUGAGGAAAUAUGAAUGUCACUAUUGUUUUAGGAGCUUUCCAACUUCACAAGCUUUAGGAGGCCAUCAAAAUGCACACAAGAAAGAAAGACUAAAUGCCAAACGACCUCAUCUCCAAUCUUCAAUAGUGCAUGAUCAACCGAGCAUUUACGGGAUAACGAACCGUCAUCGCCUUGGUGAAGCAACUGCAUCUACAAGAUUAACUCAUCAUCAUUCAACAUGGACAAAUAUUAACAAUAAUACUCCUAGGUUUAAUGGAAAUGGCCAUAAUGUUAAUAUUAUUAAUCCUAUAAAUGGAAAUCCAUUGACAUUUUGGCAGAUUCCUCCAACAGUUGACACAGCUAACUUGAUUGAGGAAAAGGAAACCCUGGUGACAAAGCACUUUUGCCCUCGUAAGCGAAGACAGAGGAACCACAACUAG
Solanum tuberosum (potato) is the source of this 693-nucleotide messenger RNA. RefSeq names its product zinc finger protein 8-like. Lineage: Eukaryota; Viridiplantae; Streptophyta; Magnoliopsida; Solanales; Solanaceae. The transcript has 3 exons. Gene Ontology annotation, molecular function: DNA-binding transcription factor activity. Bases 1 to 693 code for a protein of 230 amino acids. The record is from RefSeq and is a predicted model, not a curated record. Gene Ontology annotation, biological process: trichome differentiation; trichome morphogenesis; response to gibberellin.